Australozyma saopauloensis is the source of this 1455-nucleotide messenger RNA. It is a transcript of the gene BUB1, whose product is annotated as protein kinase. The transcript has a single exon. The record is from RefSeq and is a predicted model, not a curated record. Gene Ontology annotation, molecular function: protein kinase activity. Lineage: Eukaryota; Fungi; Ascomycota; Pichiomycetes; Serinales; Metschnikowiaceae. The coding region runs from base 1 to 1455 and encodes 484 amino acids. Gene Ontology annotation, biological process: mitotic spindle assembly checkpoint signaling; meiotic sister chromatid cohesion, centromeric. Gene Ontology annotation, cellular component: nucleus.
AUGGAUGCAAAAAUCCUUGAAACUCACAAGGAGAACAUUUUGCCACUCCCAAAUGGCAGACCCGCACUGAAACUAGGACUCUCCUUGAAGGAAAUCCCUACAAAAGUGUCUCCACAGAAGAAACGAGAGGAGUUUGAGGAUCUCCUCCGCUCAGACGAGUCAGACGACCCUCUACAGGACUACGUUGACUAUAUAUCAUGGAUUCAGAACGCUUAUAUCCUGGGAAAUACCCUUGAGAGCGGUCUUCUAAGUGUUUUGGAGAGAUGUACCCUGGCGUUUAGAGACACUUCCUACUACAAAAAUGACGCCAGAUACCUUAAAGUGUGGCUACACUAUGCCGAGUUUUCCGAGCUGCCUCGUGACAUAUUUGUCUACUUGGCCAGAAAGUGCAUAGGUCUGCAGCUCGCUCUAUAUUAUGAGGAGUUCGCCAAAUACUUGGAGCUCAACAACCAAAUAGCAGAUGCUAGAGAAGUGUAUGAGGUUGGCAUUGAGCGUGAAGCACGUCCGCUCCCUCGUCUAAUGCGCUCGUUUCUGCACUUCAAGGAGCGGUCAAAACGCAACUCCCUCAUUGGCGACUCAAACAUACGGUCCCAGGUUCUCAAACAAGGUCCAUCAGCUGCCUCCAUAAUCCCAACUCCGGCCAGAAAGAAGCAAAAGCUCAGUGUUCAUACAGAUGAGCAUCAGCUUGGAUUCAAGGACCGUAUUUUCCAGGACAAUAGCAGUCCGGAUCUUGCACUGAUCACAGAAAAAGCUCGCGAGAACCGAGUGCCCAUCACUCCAUGGAGCAGUGCCAAGGUUGAGCAGCAAGCUUCUUCUGAACCUAGUAGGGCUGCUAAGUUCGAGGUGUUUAGAGAUUCAAAUGUCGAUAACAAGGGCUCUGAAACUGGGUUCGAAGUAACUCAAAUUAACGGCGAAUACUUCACUAUGAUGAAGCAGACAGGCAGGCCGACUGAGCGUCUUUGCGCAAACCUAGCCCUUUUCUACCCAGCGGAGGGCCAAGAAUUGUGUCUUUCUGAGAGGCUUGCGAAAGCAGCGACCGCUCAAAAGAAUUCGUCCAAAACUCAAAAAACUCCUGUUGUUGUCAAUGAUUCAACGAAUCGCUCUCAAAAACACCACCAUAAAGCUUCCCAAUUUGCAUCUUCCACUCAACAGGAUCCCUUCACCGAACACAACUAUACCUUCACAAUUCCCUUGCGAGACGAAGACACAGUACAUCGUCCGAAGUCUCCAACAAUUACAAUGGUGCUGCGCUCUGCGACCAACGAGGUACUCCAAAUGUUCAAUGAUGCAGCGCGGAACGUGCAACUGGAGGACGAACUGUUCAAGACGUUCGAAGAAUCAACAGACUACGAGGGGUUUGUCACAGAAACCUUAGACACAAGCCGUGCGCAUAAUAGAUCGGCUCCCCAGCAUUCAGAUACUCCCAGCUCUCCGUUUAUGGAGCGGCCCCUCUAA